AGAUCGAAAAUUAUAUAAACUGGGAUUAAAAGGAUUUUAUGUCAAAGAUGACAAUGACAGUACAGGGGAGGAACAAGCAUCUGAGGAGGAGAACCAUUGUCCCAGUGGGACGUUAAAGGUGGACACUAGUCAUGCUCUUGACUUGGAAGAGGUUGAACUAGACUCCGAGGCUGAGCUUAUGAAGAGUAUGGGGUUGCCUCUUCAGUUCGGUGGGCAGCCAGCCCACAGGCACUUCGUGGGAAAAGAAAAUUACAGAAGGAGAAGUAACAUGAAGAUUGUGAAAAAGAAAAAGAAGGAGUUAAAGCAAAAACACAAGGAUAAAAUAGGGCAGGAAUGUCAGGAUGGAGUUUGUGGUGGUUGUAGCCAGUCCGUUUCUGAUGAGCCAGCCGUAGCUACAGAGCAAAGUGAGAAGAUUAGCAAAACUCAGGUUAUAGGUGAAGGGAACUGUGAAAGCUCAGAAAGUCUUGCUAAUGCGGCUUUACCCAGUGAACUUAAAGAAAAAUGGGAGAAGUACUGGAGCGAGUACGGAGAAGGCCUUCUUUGGCAAAGUUGGUUGGAGAAGCAUCAAGAGGUCUCAUCAUCUGAGGCCACAACAGCCUCCGAGCCCUGGAAUAGUGCAGACACCAAGGAAGAGUGGGAGCAGCAUUAUAGUGAACUGUACUGGUAUUACUGGGAACAGUUUCAGUACUGGACAAAUCAGGGAUGGACUACUGAGAGCUCACAUGGUGACAACGCAGGAGCUGGUGCGGUUACCCAGGAGACUGGUCUUUCAGAAAGAAUGGACUUGGCUAGCCCAGGUGAAGUGCUGAGCUUAGAGCUGUCUCCCACUAACCCCAAAAGUGAGGAAACACUCCUUUCAUGUGUGGAGCCCCACAGUGAAAUAAUCUCUGGGAUUUGUAAUUUAAAUCUGAAUUUGGAGGAAGUGGAGCAGAGCAGUGCUGCUCUAACAGUCACCCACCAAGAGCCUCAAGAGCAUGAUUCAUCUGACAGUGAAAGCCAGUGUCCUUGUAUUUCAAGCCAGAAGGAGCCCUGUGAUGGAGGAACCAGGAAAAGGAAUGCAUCUUGUGAAAAUGGAAGUAUUAAUCAGUCAGGUAAUACAAAAUCAGGUUCACAGGGGUCAUGUAGCUCGAACGCAUGUGACAAAGAACAUUCACUGCUUCGUGACAGAGAUGAAGAUGAGGAUGAAGAGCCUCCUGAAUACAGACAUGCCAAAGUCAAGAGAAGCCACGAACUGGAUGUGGAUGAGAACCCAGUGGAAAAUCCUGAGGAAACCUGCUCUGUUUUGGGUCUCAAGUGUGGCACAGGACAAAAGUAA
Messenger RNA from Eurypyga helias (sunbittern), 1315 nucleotides. RefSeq names its product trimethylguanosine synthase-like. NCBI's taxonomy places the organism in Eukaryota, Metazoa, Chordata, Aves, Eurypygiformes, Eurypygidae. The transcript has 5 exons. The record is from RefSeq and is a predicted model, not a curated record. The annotation marks the transcript as partial.